Momordica charantia (bitter melon) is the source of this 916-nucleotide messenger RNA. Its product is annotated as 37S ribosomal protein S27. The record is from RefSeq and is a predicted model, not a curated record. Gene Ontology annotation, cellular component: mitochondrion. Lineage: Eukaryota; Viridiplantae; Streptophyta; Magnoliopsida; Cucurbitales; Cucurbitaceae.
GCUUUGCCCUAGCCCUUUUUUUCUCUGAACUCCUUCUAUCUCUAAAAAAAGCCAGCCACCAUAUCACUCAAAUCAUAUUCUUUUUGUCAACUCCAUCGUGGAACUGACGGCGUGUAACCCCGACGGCGACGGUGGAACGCGACGGCGAGAACCCAGAUCCGACGAUCUCCGACCCGUGGGGGUCCCGAAAGUUUAACCCAGCGCACUUAAGGAUUGGAUGAUGAACUUGGGGUUCGGCAUUGUCAUCAGCGAACUCUGCUUCUCGACUAAGCUGUGAACUUGUCAAAACCUGCCCAACCUAACCACUCACCACGGAUCGAAUCAGUACAUAGGGAAGACCGGAAUAGAGGAUGGCUACUAAUAGCCUGAAGAGUAUUAUUGCUACAGCAGUCAAUAUGGGAGUGACAGAGGCAAGGGCAAGGAUAUUUGGUCAUGUACUUAACCCAACAGGUCAACGAUCAACCCACAAGCUUUUGCGUAAAAAACUCAUUGGCGAUAAAGUAUCUCAGUGGUAUCCAUACGACAUCAAGAAGGACGAUCCUCUCGUUAUGGCUCGUCAAGAACAAGAGCGCUUGUCCAAGCUUGAAAUGCUGAAGCGGCGUGGUAAGGGGCCGCCUAAGAAGGGCCAAGGCAGGCGUGCAGCCAAGCGCAAUAAGUAGAGACAAUGACUGUGGAAUUGUUCCUUCUACGGCUUUAUUAUUUUGUUGUUUCUUCUUACCUAAGUUUUAGGUUAUAGACCAGGUUCCUCAUAGUUGUGAUGACUUCUAUUACUUGCAGCUAAUAUUUACUUUGAUUUUAUCUAGUUCAUAAUUGAGCUCCUUGGUAGCAGUAGAUAUAUUGUGAAACAAAUCAGCAUGUGACGCUAUUGGGAAAACUGAUAUGUAUUAAUAGAAUGAUAAAUUUCUAUUUUGAAGAA